Molecule: messenger RNA, 2831 nt
Organism: Xyrauchen texanus (razorback sucker)
Lineage: Eukaryota; Metazoa; Chordata; Actinopteri; Cypriniformes; Catostomidae
Product: 2-aminoethanethiol dioxygenase-like
Exons: 1
Coding region: 230-991 (253 amino acids)
Cellular component (GO): mitochondrion
Molecular function (GO): oxidoreductase activity, acting on single donors with incorporation of molecular oxygen, incorporation of two atoms of oxygen
Source: RefSeq, a predicted model, not a curated record
CCGAUAGCCAUGAAUGGGGUGGUGGAGACGCGGGUUUGUGGAUUUUAUCCAGACGCUAAAAUUAAUAUUUCUUCUACAGCGGAGUUAUUUCUGUCGUUACUUGUAUCAUAAAUAUAUUCCACUUGGUUAGAUCGUUUAAAUGACACCAUCAAGUCCGAUUUAAAAGCUUUUUUUCUGCGUAUCUCAGUGGCUCGGAGAAAAUCACGGUCUCGUUGUUUUCAUAUUAAACAUGCCGAGGAAUAAUAAGACCUCGCUGAUCCAGAAGAUCGCGAGUCAGGCUUGUCUGACCUUCAAAAACUGCACUUCCCCAGUCUUUGGGGACAAUAAGGUGUUUGUAGACCAGCAAGCACAGCUUGCCACUCUGCUGUCCGAGAUCAGGGCUGCGGAUCUGAAGAUUGCGCCACCGAAGAAAGUCUCCGUAUCUUCCCACCAGUCGUCUGCGGUUCCUCCAGUCGCAUACAUGCACAUCUGUGAGACUGAUGUAUUCAGCAUGGGAGUGUUUCUGCUCAAGUCAGGGGCUUCCAUACCUCUACAUGACCAUCCUGGGAUGAAUGGCAUGUUGAAGGUUCUAUAUGGCAAAGUUAAUAUAAGGUGUUAUGACAAAUUGGAUAAAGCUGAUGGGGGUGAGAGUAAAAAUGAGAGGCAGUUUGAGCCUCCACUGAAGCCUUUCCAGAAGGGUGAUGUGAGGAGAGCCACGCUAAGGUCUUCGGGGCAGUAUUCUGAUCAGAGUGGCCCUUGCAUCUUGACCCCUCUCAAAGAAAACCUUCAUGAAAUUGAUGCAGUGGAUGGACCGGCGGCUUUCCUCGAUAUAUUAGCACCACCAUAUGACCCUGAUGAUGAUAGAGAUUGUCACUACUACAAAGUUUUACAGACUGCUGAGAAAAAGUCAGAGCAGAGUGAUGACAAUGAAACAUGGCUUUUAGAGAUACCCCAACCGGAUGAUUUCUGGUGUGGUGGCGAGCCAUAUCCAGGUCCUAAAGUUUCUGUGUAGCGACAAGCACACAGAAAUGGAUCUAAUGUAGCCUAUGCUUGUGAUCUAUCCUUAUUCUGACUCCGCUGUUACAAUUUCCUUGAUUUUUGGGACCACACUACAUGAUUUCAAUGUCCACAUUCCACACCAGCAAGAUUAUUACUAUUUUUGGACACUUUAUGUGCCUCAUAGGCUACAUAUUCUUUGUGGCCUUGCUUGUGAAUAAUGAAUGUAUACAUGCUUGAAAAGCAUUUACUCUUGUAUAAGUGCACUACAAAUAUACAGUUAAUACUUGUUUAAUUUAUUUUAAAAAAAACUAUGUACACAAACAGUCGUACUUAUUUACUGUUUAUAUUUUUGGCUUUAAAGUGCUAUUAAAAUCUUCAUAAUACAUUUUUCAUUUUGACUUUGUCAUAUAUGCUACAAACCUUCAGUGAAUUUUGCAUUUGGAACAGUUCACAAGAUAACACUUUACAAUAAGGUUCCAUUUGUUAUAAUUAGUUAACAAAAUUUAACGUGACCUAGAAAUGAACAAUACUUUUACAGCAUUUAUUAUCUUGAUUAAUGUUAAUUUCAACAUAGCAUUGCUCAAAUCAAAAGUUGUAUAUGUUAACAUGAAAUAACAAUGAAUAAUACUUUUUCAGCAUUAAUUAGUCUCGGUUAAUGUUACUUUCUACAUACUAAUACAUUUUUAAUGUAAUAAAAAUUUUUAUGAGUUAACAUUUGUCUGUGUAUAAUGACCUAAUAAUGUAAGAUAAUGCAAUUAUCAAUUUAAAUUAACCAGGAUUAAUAAAUGCUUUAAAAAUUGUUCAGUCUUAGUUCAUGAUAGGCCUACACAUUAGCUAAUAUUUGCGUAUUGAGUCUUAUUGUAAUUGUUUACUUGCACUUUGUGCACAUCAUAUGCAAAGUGUGCUUAAAGUUAUUUUUAAAGUAUUCAUUGCCUGUGCAUUUGUUCAUAAUCUGAUUAUUUUUACUGACUUUUACUGUCUGAAGUUCUCUAUUCAACUUAUAAAGUGCAUUAUAAAGCAGUUUUUUUUCUUUGCUAUACUUUGUCAAAAUAGUGCAACACAAUAAGCACAGACACAUUAGGCUGUGAUUGUGCAUAAACUUUGCUCUCUAAGUUUGAUUUUCUAAUAAUGAUUUACUUGACCCAUUGUAGUUGUUGUUGGCUGUUAUCUAUUGAAUUCAAGAAACAUUCAGUAUUUAACUGACAGGAAUAAAGUGUGAAAUGACUUUCUUUGCUUAGUUGUAUUUUUACUAAUUAAGUUUCUGUUCAUCAGGAAUGGGUGCGUUCUUUUGCCAAGGCUGAUAUUUAUCAUAUAGAGUAAAAUCCUUUUGUAAAAUCAGACUUUCUAUGCGAAUGUCCAAAGACAUAUCUAGAUGUAUUAACGUCUAAUGUUUUCUUAUGUUUCCCAAACACAUGUAAUAUGUCUGAAACAUUAACGUAGGAGGCAGACUUGUGUUGCAAGCCUAAAGGUAAAAACAGGACAGAUUUUUAGGUGAUUUUAUCAUGUUAGACACCAUCCUUUCCUACAGUGAGGUAACACGGGUCUAAAGGCCCCACAGGGUAAAAGGCACUUUUUAUUUUAUUCUCUCCCAAAACAUUUAACGGCCACAAAAACUACCACAGUAAAGGUCCCCUUAAAACACAUUGUUUUUUUCUUUAAUGGGGCUAAGAUUUGUUUGGAAAAAAUGUCAAAAGUGGGCUCACAUGGCCUGAUCCAAUCACAAUGGAGAUUAAUUUGUUUAUAGAAUACUUGAGAUGUUAUGCAAUGCCAAAUGUGACUGAAAUGAACAGAAAAUGGUUACCCUUCUCUGAAGUGUCUUUAUAGACCUUGCUCUGUCAAUUGAAAAUAAAAAU